Molecule: messenger RNA, 1239 nt
Organism: Stylonychia lemnae
Lineage: Eukaryota; Ciliophora; Spirotrichea; Sporadotrichida; Oxytrichidae
Source: the annotation of a GenBank genome assembly
AUGUCUCCGUAUUUCGAAACUUCUGAGUUGUUAUAUCAAAUGAAACUUGCAAUACAACUACUAUUCUUGCCGUAGAGUAGCCAACAAUUGUAUACUACAUUGGAGAUCCCUAAAAAAAAUUUAGCAUUGACAGAUGAAGCUAAUGACAAUUCAAUAGCUAAUUACAGCACAUUAACACUUACUAUCACAAUAAAAGGAUCUCUUUUAAAUGGUUUAUAUAAUACAACAAACUUUGAUAUCUAAUUUAUUGAUCUCUGUAGUUAAGCUAUACUAUCAUAAGAUGUUUAAAAAAAGGAAUAACCAAUAAAAUAUUUCAUAAACUAGAGAAACCAAUUUUUAGAAAUAGAUGAUAUAACUUCAACAAUGUCAAGCUCAAAGUGUGGUAAUUUUAUUUAUUCCAUAAUUAACGUAACUGAUAAUAAUGGUCAAAUUUUAAAUGAGAGUAUAUUUUAAUUCACCACUAACAGCUAGAUUGGAGUUUUUACUAAUGAUGAAAAAAAUGUUAAUCUUUCCCCUUUAAGAUUAUUUGUUAGUGCAAGAUAGAGCAGAUAUACCUCUCAAACUAUAACUUUAAUUUAUCAAUUCGAUAUGAAAAUGUCCUGUGAUUAUGAUUAAAUCAUUGCUCCAUCGUUAAAUAAUACCUAUUAUUAUGAUAUAUCAGAUUAUCCUUUAGUUAUUGACAAUAUAAUUUUCCAGUAGUUGUACCCAAAUUACUGUCCUAAAAUCGAUUAAAUUUAUUGCUAAAAUUAUGACACUUAAACCUCUUGUAAUGAUAAUAUAUUCAAAGAUAAAUUAAAAGAUGAAACUUUAUAAAUAGAAACACAAAAUACUGGCUAUGCAGGCGAAUAUAAAUUGAUUAUUUGGGCUCAAGUCAGUAGGUCUGGACUAAAAAAUUCAACAUUUAUCAAUGUUCUACUGACUAAUAAAUGUAAAACAAAUAAGAUUCUUCUGGAAAAUGCUCCAUCUUCACUUAUUGAAUAUGAUAUCAGUUUUGGAAAAGAAAAGAAUACAGUUUAGCUAAAUUGGACAAAGAGUGAAAAUCUAUGUCCUCAUCCUAUAAAUUAUUAACUUUGGGAUAUUUCAUCUGACUCUGAAGUACAUCCAGAUUCUGAAGUUUUCUUGAUUAAUCAGCAAACAGGGUAGGUCUAAAUAAGCACCAUCUAAUAAUCAAAAGUUAAACUUUACACACUUAAAAUAGUGGGUCAAAUUGAAGACAAUUUUAAUUCGACUUCAUUCUGA